Molecule: messenger RNA, 1206 nt
Organism: Penicillium alfredii
Lineage: Eukaryota; Fungi; Ascomycota; Eurotiomycetes; Eurotiales; Aspergillaceae
Exons: 3
Coding region: 1-1206 (401 amino acids)
Molecular function (GO): oxidoreductase activity
Source: RefSeq, a predicted model, not a curated record
AUGCCUAGCUUUCUGGAAAUCCUUCAGCUCAACAAUCUCUCGCAAGUCUCGCUCCAGCAGUGCAUCAUCUCCAUGCUAGCAGGGCUUGGUGCGUACCUAGUGCUGGCAUUGUCAUUACGUUUCCAACGGCAACGCAAUCUACAAAAGAAAUUUCCAUAUACAACCCGCGAGUCAUUCAGUCGAAUGACCGACCAUGAUGCCUGGGCAAUCCAGAAGACCAUCUCGCAGAUGGAGUUCCCGUUCAUCGUACUCAAAUCACUCCAAUUUGCCUUAUUCCGAACGUACGGUAUUCCCACAAUCUCCACGCUGCUACUUAAGACAUCCCAGUUCUCGGAUCCGGCAACCUCAUUCAAGCGAUAUGCCGACACAGGAACCUUGAUCGGCGAGUUCAUGGCCUUUGAGCCACGUUCAGAGCGAGCGCAGACGGCAAUUGCACGAACCAAGUUCCUGCAUAAAGGUUACCGUGCCAGCGGAAAGAUCUUGGAAGAGGAUAUGCUCUACACUUUGGGCCUGUUCGCUGCAGAGCCGAUCCGGUUCGUUGGGCUGUACGAGUGGCGUGAAAUGUCCGACAUGGAGCGAUGCGCGGUCGGAACCUAUUGGAAAAGCCUCGGGGAUGCGCUGAGCAUCAGUUAUGAAGUCCUACCCUCGGGGAAGACGGGAUUUCGAGACGGUAUCCACUGGCUGGAGGAGAUGUGCGCCUGGAGUCAACAAUACGAAUCACAGCAUAUGAAGCCGCACCCACGCAACAAGGAGAUCGCGGACAGGACCAUCGACGUUCUAGUAUACAAUCUACCCGGGUUCAUGAAGCCGCUGGGUGUAUACUUUGUUUCGUACCUGAUGGAUGAUCGCCUGCGCAGAGCAAUGAUACUUUGCCUUCGAUACUUGGCCCUGCCGCGCCCCAACCUUUUGCGCCUGGACGUCUUCACCGACAAACCCAACAAGCAAGGCCGUAACUUCGUUCUGGUGUACGAAGGCGCACCGUUCUAUGUGCAGCCUACCCUCUGGAAUCGCUGGGGGCCUAUUGCGUGGUGCAAGUGGGUGCUCGGUCAGCCGCUGCCGGGCGACGAAGGGGAGAAGUACCACCCGCAAGGCUACUCCACGCCUAAUUUGGGACCAAAAUACUUUGAGGGGAAAGGUCGGAAGGACAUGGAGGUUAUAAAGGAGAGUCUUCGGGAACAGCGGACGGGCCGGUGUCCAUUUCCGUGA